UGGCUGCCUGAUGAAGUAAGUGAAUUUAGAUGCUCCGCUUUUAAUUUGACCAUAACGAACGGAUAACAUCGAGACGUCGGAGCUAAAAAUGGUUUAUACUCAUCCAGAGACGCAGCCAAAGACGAAAUCUAACAGCGUGAAGUGAUUAACCAACGUGUCGAGGCCUGUUCGGUGCCCUGCUGGUCAUGGCGUUGAAGGCCCGUGUGGAGGCGGUUCUGAACGUGGGUCUGCGGAUCCCCAGCAUCAUGCUGCUAGAGGUGCUGUACCGCUGGGACGUCAGCUCCUUCUUCCAGAAGAUCCAGAGGAGCAGUCUCAACAAUAACCCUCUCUUCCAGUACAAAUAUAUUGCCCUCUACCUGCAUUAUGUUGGCUAUAUCCUCAGUCUGGUGUUGUUGACUUUACCCCGGCAGCAUCUGGUACAGCUCUACCUCUACGUGCUCACAGCUCUUCUGCUCUUCGCGGGACACCAGCUCUCUAGGGAUUACGUACGUGGAGAGCUGGACUCGGGUUACGAGGGACCCCUCUACCUGGAGCCACUGUCCAUGAACCGCUUUACCACAGCACUCAUCGGUCAGGUCGUGGUGUGUACGCUGUGUUCCUGCGUCAUGCAGACCAAACAGAUCUGGCUGUUUUCUGCACACCUGCUCCCCCUAGUGGCUAGACUGUGCCUCGUGCCCCUGGAGACCAUCGUCUUCAUCAACCGCUUCGCUAUGAUCUUCACCGGUCUGGAGGUGCUCUACUUCAUCGCCUCCAACCUGCUGGUGCCGUACAAUCUGGCCAAAACUGCCUACAGAGAGCUGGUGCAGGUGGUGGAGGUGUAUGGUUUGCUAGCUCUGGGCAUGUCUCUGUGGAAUCAGCUGGUUCUGCCUGUUCUCUUCAUGUGCUUUUGGCUGGUGCUGUUUGCACUGCAGAUCUACACCUACUUCAGCACACGGGACCAGCCGCCCUCCCGAGAGAGGCUGCUCUUCCUGUUUCUCACCAGCUUGAAUCCAAAUGUUUCCAUGGAGGUUCUUGGUACACUUCUUAUCUACAUCCUCUUCAUGGUGGAAGAGUUUCGUAAGGCUCCUGUUGAGAACAUGGAUGAAGUCAUCUACUGUGUCAAUGGGACCUACCGGCUCCUGGAGUUCCUGGUGGCCGUCUGCGUGGUGGCUUAUGGUGUCUCAGAGACCCUGUUUGGAGAAUGGACUGUAAUGGGCUCCACCAUCAUCCUGGUUCACUCCUAUUAUAACGUGUGGCUAAGGGCCCAGCUGGGCUGGCAGAGCUUCCUGUUGCGCAGAGAUGCAGUUCACAAGAUCCACAGCAUGCCCACUGCUUCCGCAUUACAACUCCAGCAACAUAAUGACAUCUGUUCUAUAUGCUUUCAGGAUAUGAAGUCUGCUGUCAUCACGCCAUGCAGCCACUUUUUCCACGCUGCCUGUUUAAAGAAGUGGCUGUACGUGCAAGAAACGUGUCCUCUGUGCCACGGCCAGCUCAAAAGCCAAUUUUUUUUUUUUUUCUUUCCAUGCUUGAAGUGA
Sinocyclocheilus grahami is the source of this 1514-nucleotide messenger RNA. RefSeq names its product RING finger protein 145-like. Lineage: Eukaryota; Metazoa; Chordata; Actinopteri; Cypriniformes; Cyprinidae. Gene Ontology annotation, molecular function: zinc ion binding; ubiquitin protein ligase activity. The record is from RefSeq and is a predicted model, not a curated record. The transcript is spliced from 10 exons. Gene Ontology annotation, cellular component: endomembrane system. Gene Ontology annotation, biological process: ERAD pathway; proteasome-mediated ubiquitin-dependent protein catabolic process. The coding region runs from base 186 to 1514 and encodes 442 amino acids.